Callorhinchus milii (elephant shark) is the source of this 498-nucleotide messenger RNA. RefSeq names its product mediator complex subunit 9 (gene med9). Gene Ontology annotation, molecular function: transcription coregulator activity. Bases 10 to 375 code for a protein of 121 amino acids. Gene Ontology annotation, biological process: regulation of transcription by RNA polymerase II. NCBI's taxonomy places the organism in Eukaryota, Metazoa, Chordata, Chondrichthyes, Chimaeriformes, Callorhinchidae. Gene Ontology annotation, cellular component: mediator complex. The transcript has 2 exons. The record is from RefSeq and is a predicted model, not a curated record.
UCUGCUGCUAUGGGUGACGAGGCGGCACUUCCGGCCGCGGGGAAGAUGGCGGCGGCUCCUCAGAGCCAGACCCAGAGCCAGGGUCAGAGUCAGGGCCAGAAGCCGGCGAAAGAUGGCGACUGGUCCUUCCUGCCCCUUGUCCACGACAUCAUUAAGUGCAUGGACAAAGACAGUCAGGACGUGCAUCAGGAGCUCAGUAAGUUGAAGAUCAAGUUCCAGGAGACCCGGGACACGAUUUCUUCAAUGCCUGGGAUUGAUGUCAGUCCUGAACAGCAGCAGCAACAGCUUCAAAAUUUGCAAGAUCAAGUUCGCAUCAAGAAAGAACUUCUGCAGAAAUAUAAGAGUCUUUGCAUAUUUGACAUUCCCAAACAAUAAGACACGGACAUUGCUGUAUUGUGCCAAUAAGGAGAUUCCAUUCUGAGUCCACACUUUUGUUGCUCAAUGUAUAACUUGUGGAGUCCUGUAGCUCAGUGGUUAGAGCACUCGCUUUGCAAGUGA